AUGAAAGAGGAGCCCCUGACCCCGCAGUUGCCAGACGCAGAGACAAUUGCACAGCGUCUGCGUCAAGAUCAACAAGCCUGCAGAGAGAGAAAAGUGCCUAGUAAUCUAGCAAUCCAACUAUCUUCUGCGACAGAUAACCUCUUUGACGAAAUUGCCUGGCAUCUCACUCCCCACAGCGAAGUCUCGAAAGCAUUGCGGUCGACUAGAUGCAACAGCAUUAUCAAAGGCAUCAAGGCCUACCUAAACCAGUUGGAAGUGAUGACUAAAUCAGAGGAACAUAUAUCUAUGGAUAGUAUGCAUGUCCCAACAGCAGAUGAGUUGGAGACGACACUCAAAGUAUUGGACUAUUUUCAAAAGCACAACGUGGUUUCUCCAGCAGAGGCUCUGUCUGAGGUUAUUCUAGCGGUGCAUGGCCAACUCUCCAUGGACGAGAAUACCCGACACACACAACAUGAACGAUUUCAAAGACACGGCGCACCAAAAGCCUCAGACAUGAAGAAAAGAUGCUAUAUCUGUCGGUAUCGCUUCUCGCCCACUGAAUCUCACAAACUAUACCCGUCACUAUGUCGCCAAUGUGGCAUGUUCAAUAUCGGCUGCUCAAAUAUUUCUCUACCAGAAAAGUUAGACCUCACUGGUAAAAUCGCACUCGUUACUGGUGGGAGAAUAAACCUGGGUUACUUUACUGCAUUGAGACUCCUCCGCUGUGGAGCCAGAGUCAUCGUAUCCUCUCGGUAUCCAGCCGAUGCUGCAAUUCGAUACUCCACGGAGCCAGACUUUGCGCAAUGGGAGAAACAAUUGAAAGUAGUCGGUGCAGACUUCAGGACAGCAAAUGAUGCUUUCCGGCUGGUACAUAUUGUUAAACAAUUACUCUGUGCCUGGGGUGGCGAGACUCCAUCUACUACACCACAAUCCCUGGAUAUACUUAUCAACAACGCCGCGCAAACCCUCACUGAUCCAAUUAAAGGAGAAAUGAAGGCCAUUUCCAAAGAGGAAAAUCUGAAAAACAAUCCACAGGCCAUCUCCCUACUCGCAGAAUCCGAGAACGACAGAUAUACACCCCGCGUAAGAGGAGGACAACAAGCAACCUGGAUCCCACGCAUUACGAGCAACAAAACUCAGCCUCAAAUUGAAGACACGGGCAGUACUCAACCUACAAACCAAAUAGCCACGAAAGGUCUCCGAACAAUCGACGAUGAAGAUGAAGAACCCUCAAAAUCAUCCUGGGUCCAAUCCCUCCACGAAAUCCCCUACGCAGAUCUAAUAAGCGCCCACUCUGUCAACGCCUUCGUGCCGCUGAUACUCUGCCGCGAACUCCUCUCAGUGAUGGGCACUUCAACCUCCUCCUCUGCUUCUCCCUCUUCACCAUCCACGCCGGCAGGAUAUAUAAUCAACGUCUCAUCCCGCGAAGGGAUACUGGAAGAUACACCACAGUCAAGCAGCAAAGCCGGACACCACGUACACACGAAUAUGUCCAAAGCAGCGAUCAAUAUGAUAACAGAGACAGAAGCACACGCUGCAUGGAAGGGACGGCGUGUUGCUAUGAAUUCUGUUGAUCCAGGAUAUAUGAGUGCUGCGCCGGAAUGCCGGACUGUGGAGGGAUGUCCGAUUGGGUUUGAGGAUGGUGCUGCGAGAGUUUUGUGGCUUGUUGCUGUCGGGGAAGUUGAGCGAAGGGUCAUUUGGGGGAGGUUUUUGAAGCACUUUCGAGAGGGGGUUGCCAUCACGCGGAGAGGGUAG
Penicillium vulpinum is the source of this 1734-nucleotide messenger RNA. RefSeq lists its product as uncharacterized. Bases 1 to 1734 code for a protein of 577 amino acids. The transcript has a single exon. Lineage: Eukaryota; Fungi; Ascomycota; Eurotiomycetes; Eurotiales; Aspergillaceae. The record is from RefSeq and is a predicted model, not a curated record.